AUGACGUCCCUGCAGUUCUUCCCUGAGCCGUCAAUCCGUGAAGUGCCUCCUGCCAUUUGGGGAACCGGUCGCCCGGACCAGGAAUGUUUAUGGGUUCCCCGGGCUCCAACCUGGCAUACCAGGGGCGUCCCCACAGAAUGCCAUUACAACACCACGGACCUCAAGUUGAGCAAUGUCCGGGACAACGAUGAGCUAGUACCCAGGCCUCCAGCAGUGGAAAUUACAGAAGAGGUCAUCAAGAUUCCCCCCGAGGGUCAAAGGCCACCACUUUACUGGCCAGGAGAGCAGUACUUUGAUCAACAGUCAAAAAUCCACGGCAACAGACAACAGUAUUAUCCAGCUCCCCCAAAGAAAAUCACACCAAACCUGCAGAGCCGCCCUGAGGAGCUUUCAGUUUCUGAGAGAACCCAGAAUGUUCUGAGGAACAUUGAGCGGAGCCAUUGGAUACCCACCUACCAGCUGGAUUACACCGGACUAGGUCCAGCAAACCCACUGGCGCUGGAUAAUUUGGACUGCAAGAAAGAAGCUUUCAUAAACACGGGUGUGUGGGAUGAUAAACUGUAUCCUCGCUCUGUCAACACCUUUGACCCCUCACAACCUUUAGAAGGUCGCCUUCGGAAUCUGUUUGCUCCAAAGCCUGCCCAGCAGAUAAUGAUAGAGCGUCAGAUGAUUGGUGAUUCAGAUGAAAGCAGGAAAAUGAAUUUAACAGAACAGGAGGAGCAGAGACUGCAGGCUGGGUGGGAAUAUGCCAACCUUCCGGAGAGUUGUAACGACCCACUUAGGAACCAGAAGUAUCAGGAGAGGGAUCCUUAUCAAAAGGUGUCUUAUGAUAAUAAGGCACAAAAUACUGGCAGACGUACACCUCAAGGUCAUCCUGAUAGUGGAAAGGACAAAGGUUAUCUAGAAGAGAGGAGAGUGGAGCGGUGCAAAACUGUACAAGGAAUAGAAGCUCAGAACCGAUGGAAGCUUUUGGAAUCAUCCACUCCAGCCCAUGACAUUGUUCAGCUGAGGCAAAAGUACAAAAUCUUAAACAAAAAUGAGAUGCCAAUGACAUUCUAUCAACACGAAGGAGAGUACAAUGAAGAGAGAGCAGGACUUUACAAAACAAGCUAUGAUCCUCAAAAACUGACGUACUCAAUGAAUGCAAAACAGCUCAGCGGUGGUGAUCUCUUCAACACCAGCAUGUCACACGUCGACGCAAGUCUUUACCCAACCGUCGUGUGGGAUGAGAAUGAGGCAGCUUUAAAUGGCAGCCGGACAGUUGUGUUCAAGAACAGCAGCCUCAGUGGUGACCGCCCCAGCUCCAGCGACAUACUCAACCCCUACAGAAAGAUGGUGGCAAUCCAGCGGCAUUUUCUCCAGCCUACGGUUGAGACAGCAAGGCCACUGGUUCAGGAAGGAAGGUUUAUUCAAAGAGAUAAUACUUAUGGUGACAGUUACAACACCAAAAUGUUCCUUCAGGAAAAUAAACUACACAGAAAUAUUAGAAUUGAGCCUAGGGAUCUGAUGUCUCAUGAGAACCAGAAUUUAGAGAGAACUAGAGAAACAGCAUUUCCUGUUGAACCUCCAAGUACACCUGGCAUGCUGAAGUCUGUCCACCAUUUUGAUGAUGUCACUAUUAGAAAUAUACAUGAGAACAUGCCAGUUAGGAUUGAAGAAUCCCAUAUAAAAGAACUGAGUGUGGCAGAAAGGGAGGAGUUGGCCAAAGCAUUUGGUCAUGAGAAGGUGACAUCUCUCAGCUACAUGCAUACUCACCCUGACAGACCCCAUUCUGCUGGCGUCAUCAUUGGAGACACCAGAAACCUGGCUGAGAACCUACAGCCCCCGACAGCCGUCCCAACAGUUGUUCUCAGAAACACGGAGCGUGUGACUAAACCACAGUUUGUCAGCUUUGCUCGAGAACCACAACUCAGACCAGCUCCGAUGUCUGAAACUACAGAGCAGUUUAGAAAACUGACUACCAGCUUUAUGCCAGUUG
Molecule: messenger RNA, 1978 nt
Organism: Candidula unifasciata
Lineage: Eukaryota; Metazoa; Mollusca; Gastropoda; Stylommatophora; Geomitridae
Source: the annotation of a GenBank genome assembly